Molecule: messenger RNA, 843 nt
Organism: Verticillium dahliae VdLs.17
Lineage: Eukaryota; Fungi; Ascomycota; Sordariomycetes; Glomerellales; Plectosphaerellaceae
Exons: 1
Coding region: 1-843 (280 amino acids)
Molecular function (GO): RNA nuclease activity
Source: RefSeq, a predicted model, not a curated record
AUGGCCGUUGAGACGACUGUCAAACUCGCGGUCCUUAUUGAUGCCGACAAUGUCUCCCCGGCCAUGGCGGCACCUCUUCUCGCCGAAGUUGCCAAGUUCGGCACGGCGUUCGCCCGACGAGCCUACGGCGACUGGACUGGCAACAGUCUCCGAAGCUGGAAGGAGCAGCUGCUCACGCAGUCGAUCCAGCCCGUCCAGCAAUUCGCGUACACGUCGGGCAAAAACGCGACCGACUCGGCCAUGAUCAUCGACGCCAUGGACCUGCUGUACACGAAUCGCUUCGACGGCUUCUGCUUGGCAUCGAGUGACAGCGAUUUCACCCGUUUGGCGGCCCGCAUCCGCGAGUCGGGCCUGGUCGUGUAUGGCUUCGGCGAGCGCAAGACACCCAAGCCAUUCGUCGCAGCGUGCGACAAGUUUACUCACUUUGAGAACAUUCUCUACAAUGACGAGCAGCUCGUGGCCGUGCAGCCGUCAUUGCCAGUGGUAGCUACAGUGCCGACAGCCAAGGCGAGCACCAGCAAUGCAUUUCUGGCCCAGCGAUCCUCACAAGCAGUGCCGUCCUUGAGGAACGAGGCUCAACUGGCAAAGCAGUUGCGCAUGGCCAUCGAGGCAGCUUCAGACGAGGAAGGCUGGGCCAACCUAGCCAAAGUUGGCGGUCUCAUCACGAAGCAGCAUCCCGACUUUGAUCCGCGAACGUACGGCUUCACCAAGCUUAGCGAACUCGUCAUUGCGACCGAGCUGUUCCACAUCGACAGACGAAGUCCAGGUGCCGGAAAGCCAAUGGUCAUCUACGCUAGGGACAAGCGGCAGCGGCGUUUCGGCGCACUCAGUCAUGGCGCUUGA